Messenger RNA from Oldenlandia corymbosa var. corymbosa, 694 nucleotides. The record is from the annotation of a GenBank genome assembly. NCBI's taxonomy places the organism in Eukaryota, Viridiplantae, Streptophyta, Magnoliopsida, Gentianales, Rubiaceae.
CUUUCUCCUUCUCUCUUCGAUCACUAAAAAGCAAAUAUUCUAGCUAGCUACUCCCUUGGCUAAGAUUCAUUCCAAGCUAAAAAUGGGUUCCAAGAGCAUCAAACUCUUAGCCUUUUUGUUCCUCCUAAACCUUAUCUUCCUCACCCUAGUCAGCGCAUGUGAUGAAUGUCCAAAGCCAAAGCCAAAGAAGCCUAAAUGUCCUCCAACUCCUCCCAAAACUAAACCCCCUCCCAAACCUAAAUCCCCUAAGUCACCUCCUAAACCUAAAUCCCCAAAAAGCCCUCCUCCUCCUCCUGCAGUUGAAUCUCCUAAAGCAACUUGCCCAACUGGCCUACAACUUAAAGCAUGUGUUGGUUUACUUAAUAUAAUUGGGAUCAACCUUGGGGGGUCUUCUGAAAAAUGCUGCCCCCUUAUUGCUGGCCUAGCUGACCUUGAAGCUGCUGCUUGCCUUUGCACCGCCGUCAAGGUUGAAAUUCCCGGAAUUAUCAACUUAACAGUUCCAGUUAACAUUAAUGCCAUCCUUACUCAAUGCCAGAAGACUUGCCCGAAGAAUUUCCAGUGUUUCUACUAAAACUAUCUUCAAUUAAAGUUUUCCUUUCCUUGAAGCAACUUGCUUCUUGUUUUGCGUUUCCCGAAUUUUUUCCCUCCACAUUUAUUGUUCUGCGUUUUCCUCUUCCAUCAUCUUUUUUUUUUU